Conger conger (European conger) is the source of this 2525-nucleotide messenger RNA. It is a transcript of the gene galns, whose product is annotated as galactosamine (N-acetyl)-6-sulfatase. Gene Ontology annotation, molecular function: N-acetylgalactosamine-6-sulfatase activity; arylsulfatase activity. Lineage: Eukaryota; Metazoa; Chordata; Actinopteri; Anguilliformes; Congridae. Bases 107 to 1678 code for a protein of 523 amino acids. The transcript has 14 exons. The record is from RefSeq and is a predicted model, not a curated record.
CGAAGGGACAGAAAAUCCAGAAAGGUUUACAUCUCGAAGCUCCGUGCUUCGGCACUUCCUGGAUGUUUUGUCACCUGACUUGUUUCUUUGCGCUUUCCGAACUGCAAUGGGUCUUCAUUCACUGCAAAUAAUCUUACUUCUACUCCUGGGUUUUUUAUGCUGUUGCUGGUCACAGGUGCCCAGAAAUGGGUCAACUCCAAAUAUUAUCAUUAUGCUUAUGGAUGACAUGGGAUGGGGCGAUUUGGGGGUGUUCGGCCAGCCGUCGAAGGAGACCCCAAACCUGGACCGCAUGGCCGCCGAGGGGAUGGUGUUCCCCAACUUCUACGCAGGGAACCCCCUCUGCUCCCCAUCAAGAGCUGCGCUGUUAACGGGUCGGUUGCCUGUCCGGAAUGGGUUCUACACCACCAACGCCCACGCCAGAAACGCGUACACUCCUCAGGAGAUGGUGGGAGGCAUCUCCGACGACGAGAUCCUGCUCCCACAGAUGCUGAAGAAGAUGGGCUAUGUCAACAAGAUUGUGGGAAAAUGGCACCUGGGCCAUCGGCCUCUUCACCUGCCCCUGGAGCAUGGCUUUGAUGAGUGGUUUGGGGCCCCAAACUGCCACUUUGGGCCCUACAACAGCAGCCAGAGGCCCAACAUCCCUGUCUACAACAACUCUGAGAUGGUGGGAAGGUACUACGAAGAGUUUGGGAUCAACAGAAAAACCGGGGAGUCUAACCUCACACAGAUCUACCUUCAGGAGGGCCUGGAGUUCGUCCGCGCCCAGGUGUCCGGCGGGCGGCCGUUCCUCCUGUACUGGGCGGUGGACGCGACCCACGCCCCGGUCUACGCCUCGCAACGCUUCCUGGGGCGGAGUCAGAGAGGGCGCUAUGGCGACGCAGUGAUGGAGUUGGACGACAGCGUGGGGGUGAUGCUGAAGGAGUUGAAGAGGCUCCACGUUGCCAAGGAGACCUUUGUGUUCUUCACCUCCGACAACGGGGCUGCUGUGAUGUCAGGGCCCAAACAGAGCGGGAGUAACGGGCCCUUCCUGUGUGGGAAGGAAACCACCUUCGAGGGGGGGAUGAGGGAGCCAGCCAUCGCCUGGUGGCCUGGACACAUCCCAGCAGGAACGGUGAGUCAGCAGUUGGGGAGUGUGAUGGACCUGUUCAGCACCAGCCUCUCCCUGGCAGGGCUGUCUGCUCCGGAUGACCGCGUCAUCGAUGGGCUGGACCUCACGCCUGUUCUCCUCAAAAACUCCCUCAUCGACAGGCCCAUCUUCUAUUACCGUGGCAACGCGAUGAUGGCGGUGCGGGUCGGGCAGUACAAGGCACACUAUUGGACGUGGAGCAACUCGUGGGAGGAGUUUAACCAGGGCAUUAACUUCUGUCCCGGACAAGAGGUGACUGAUGUGACAACUCACGAGCAAAUGGAGCACACCCUGCAGCCAAUCAUCUUCCACCUGGGGCGGGACCCCGGGGAGAAGUACCCAAUCAGUGUUUUGAACGCAGAGUACCAGGCUGUCCUGCGCCAGAUCUCUCCUGUAGUCCAGCAGCACAAGGCUGGGCUGGUGCCAGGAGUUCCCCAGCUCAACAUGUGUGACCUGGCUGUGAUGAACUGGGCCCCGGCCGGCUGUGAGCGGAUGGGAAAGUGUCUGAAAGCCCCCAAGUCGCAACCCUGGAAGUGCGAAUGGCCACACUGACUUCACGGUCAGCUGAUGCGGUGGAGCCAAUCAACACUCAGAAAACCGUGGGUGGGGGGGGUUUACUUUCCUCUUCGUUCAGUAAUGUUAAAUUAAUGAUGAUUUUUUUUUGCUCCUUUUUUAUCGUUGAUUUAUCGCGUGGUUUAUUUUUGAGCCAGGUAGGCUCAAUGACUUGGAUGAUCCAUCCAGGCAUCUUUAGAAAUUGUAAAAAAAUCUUUUGAAAAAUCAGCUAGGCUAAUCUGCACUAAAGAAUGCAAGAAUUUAUCUGAAAAAGAUUUUGCGGGACUAUAUGAAGAGAAGAGUGCCUGCACAAGGGAAUAUUGCAAUGAUGUUGUUUUUUUGGCGACACAAAGCCUCAAUGAAUAGCAAUUUGAGCCUUUAGAAACAAGCAUGUCUGAUGUGUGGAACUUCUGGUGCACUAAUCUGCUUCUUGGAGAAUGUUUUUUGCCAUCCCUGCAAUGGCGAAGGUCUAUUGAUCCUGAUAUCAAUAUAAAGAGCAAUGAUCAAGGGUUUUACUGCCAAAGUGCCUUUUAACUUGUUCAGUACUUGUUUGGAAAGUUUCUACUUUUGAGGGGUUUCUUUUUUCACUUUUUUACUAAAUGUUUUUUUAACUGGAAACGUGAGUGAUCAGGGUAACAUAUUUAUAAGGUUUACUGAAUAUAUGCUGUACAUGAAGGAACUGCAGAGAGAAACCGCACAGAUCUGAUUGUGGAGAUUAUUUUAUUCACGCACGGUGUAAUGGCAAUAAAAGAUGGCAUUAUGGUGUUUUGGUUUUUCACUUGUUUCAUGGCGCGAAUAUGCACAUGCAUCCUGUCUGACUUUUUUUAAAUAAAGUUAUUACAAUUAA